Messenger RNA from Poeciliopsis prolifica (blackstripe livebearer), 1875 nucleotides. Its product is annotated as coagulation factor XIII A chain-like. The record is from RefSeq and is a predicted model, not a curated record. The transcript is spliced from 13 exons. Gene Ontology annotation, biological process: blood coagulation, fibrin clot formation; peptide cross-linking. Gene Ontology annotation, molecular function: protein-glutamine gamma-glutamyltransferase activity. Lineage: Eukaryota; Metazoa; Chordata; Actinopteri; Cyprinodontiformes; Poeciliidae. The coding region runs from base 1 to 1875 and encodes 624 amino acids.
AUGGUGGUGGUGAACUUCGGGAAGCGUUCUGGUUCCGCCUGGGCCGGUCAGGUCGUUGCAGCUAAAGACACGGUGGUUUCCCUCGGCGUCACGCCGAGCUCCAAGGCCAUCGUGGGCUUGUACCGCAUGUACGUGGCCGAGAAGGACCCCAACACCAACUUUACCUGCUGUUCAACCCCUGGAACCAGGUACAGCGAAGUAAUGAGCUUCCUGUGGGAGUUUCCUGUUUCCAAAGGUGAGGUCCGACGGGCCGCAGAUCCCAGCGAAUCUGCCCUUAACAUUCAGAGCUUGUCGUCGCAGUUUGAGGAAGGCGUCCUGGACGCCUGUAUUUACAUCAUGGACGCCUGCAGGAUGCCGAUCCAUAACCGCGGCGACGUGGUCAAAAUGGUUCGUACUGCAUCUGCUCUGAUCAACUCCCAGGACGACAACGGAGUGUUGAUCGGGAACUGGAGCGACGACUUCUCCAUGGGAACGCCGCCAACGACCUGGACGGGAAGCGUCAGCAUCCUGCAGAAGUACCACAACUCCGGAGCGCCGGUGUCAUUUGCUCAGUGCUGGGUGUACGCCGGCGUCCUGAACACCUUCCUGCGAUGCCUUGGGAUCCCAUCAAGAGUCGUCACCAACUUCAACUCAGCCCACGACAACACGGGCAACCUGAAGACCGAACUCAUCUUCAAGCCAGACGGCACGCCUGACAGACACAAGACCCAGGACUCCAUCUGGAACUUCCACUGCUGGAACGAGGCAUUCAUGAAGCGAGUGGAUCUUCCACCGAAGUACUCCGGAUGGCAGGUGGUGGAUGCGACUCCGCAGGAGACCAAUGACAGAUAUUUCCGUUGCGGUCCGGCGCCGGUCAUUGCCAUCAGGGACGGUGAGCUGUGUCACCCCUUCGACUGUCGCUUCGUCUUCGCUGAGGUGAACAGCGACCUGAUCCACAUGAAGAGUGACAAAUAUGGCAACAUGACUCCAUUCAAGGUGGACACGUCUUAUGUUGGACAGUUCAUUUACACCAAGUCAUUGAGCAGCUGGAGACCUGAGGACAUCACCAGGACCUAUAAGCAUCCAGAAGGUCUUCUUACUCAGCUUUAUAUGUCAUGUGAUCAAAGAUUAGCACAGGAAGGUGACUGGAGAAAAUGUGAAUCUGCAGGGAGUCUGGCAGAUCAGCAGACCAUGGCUCUGGCUGAGCAGUACGGAUGUUCUAGAGACCGCUCUGACUGGCCUGCGUCCAGCCUGUCCAUCCAGAUUGCAACUCAAGCCUCCUACUAUCUCAAGGGCUACGUGGGGGAUCCUCUGAGGGUUUCAGUGACUUUUUACAACCAAAGUGAGACUAUAAAAUCUGUGAAAGUUUACAUGGAGAUCAGCUCCACCUACUACACCGGCGUGGUCGCAUCAGACCCACUGAAAGUCGAGGACUUCAGGAUUGAUCUGGACGCCUUCCAGAGUAGCAUUAAGAUGUUUGAGCUUUCGCCUCAGGAGUACGUCUCUCAGCUGGGCUCUAACAGCAACCUGGAGGUCACUGUGACCGGACAAACCGAUGAUGUGGAGGUGUCAGAGGUCAAGACCAUCGCCCUGAAGCUUCCACCGCUGAACAUAACACUGAGUGGGCGGCCUCAGGUGAAUCGUGACAUGUACGUCAUGGUUUCCUUCACUAACACCUUGGGGUUCCCCCUGACCGACACCAAGCUGGCCAUGGAGGGAGCCGGGCUGCUGGAGACUCAGCUCUACAACUACAGGACGAUUCCUCCUAUGGGCCAAAUAUCCCACAAGGUCGGGUUCAGACCCACGAAGCCCGGACUCCAGACUCUCCUGGUGGUGCUGGACUGCGACAACCUGCCCGAUAUGAUGGCAAUGGUGGAAGUCAAGGUCAUGCCGUAA